CUACAGAUGGUUUAGAGGAGUUCACAAUGAUAUUUGAAAACGUUAUUGAACUUUGUGAAUUAUGCAAUUGCUCACGGCUUUGAAUCACGACCGUGACCUAAUUGUUGCGAGCAUGCUUACAGACAUUUCAUCAUAUUCAUGCCCAUGAACAUUUUCUUGCGCGUGGGACCUCUAUCUCAUGGUUUGGCUUGUUGUAGUCGUGAAGCUAACCAUAAGACAAUUUGUACUUGUCAUUAAUCACAUUCUUGGCCCGAAAUGAUGUUCACGGUGUGAGCAUUAGUUGUGAAGUUGGCCACGGUCGUGACUCGAGUCGUGAUAUGACUUCGAGUUUUCUUCUUGUCUUCUUUACCACCUGCAAACGACUUUCGAUUGACAUGAAACUUGGUGCACUCUCCUUCGUUAUCAUGUUAGGCAUGAGAUUAGGAAAGAAAACAUAACAUAACCUAGAAUAUGUUAAGGUAACAAUAGCUUUUUGUGCUCCUCUUGAUUUAUUUUUAUUUUUAAUGUUUUAUUUUUAAAAAUUUUCUCAUCAAAUGAAAGUGAAAGCUAUGUUGUAGCUAGGGGUGAACAAACACACCCGCAAACCGACCCACCCGUCCAACCCGACCCAACCCACCCGUAUUUAUCGCUAAAACGAAGGUUUUGGGUUGGGUGAAGGUUUUCUUUUGUACAACCCGCCUCUUUUGGGUUGGGUUUGGAUUUUGGAUUACACAACCCGUAGAACCCGACCCAACCCGUGUUCCAACUAUUAGUAUGAGUUCGUAUCUAAAAAAUAUUUGUGUCGUAUAUAGCAAUACUUAUGAGAAAAUUAAGAUAUUUCGCCAUGUUUUUCUAUCAUGGUCUCCCUAAUCUAAUGCAUUCUUCGACUUAAAGUAUAGACAUAAAUUGAGUAUAGUUAUGAUUCACGUAAUCCUUUUUCUUGUGUACAAUUUUAAUAGAAUAACAUAUUAUGGAUGCGUUUGUUUAUAACCUUUUUAGCCUAUUUCAACAAAUAUCGUGGAAAAAACUAGACAUAUGUUGAAGUAAAUCACAUUUUAUUAAAAUUCAAACAACAUUUUUGAAUUUUGAUAGCUUUCACCUCGGUUUAUUCGUUUGAAAUUUUAAUUAGUUAUAAAAUAUUUUUAUGGUGUAUAAUAAUGAUAUAUUUUUAUGUUGGGUUGGGUUUUUACUUAAAAAUAUCGCCAACCCGACCCAACCCAAUUAGAAACAAACCGUAGGGUUUUAAUUUUUUUGGGUGGGUUUGGGUUUGAUAAUUUCCAAACCGUAGUGCAUGGGUCGGGUGAUUAAAAUGGUUAAACCCGAACCACCCGACCCAUGUACACCCCUAGUUGUAGCCACCUCAACACCCAAUAUUAAGUCUCGAAUGAAAAAUAUGUAUGACCAUCAAUAUAGGCAAUCAACCUAUAUGCUUCACCAAAAUUUUUAAUUUCUUUCAAAAUUCAAACAAAAUUAUAUUAUUUGAAAGUUCUGACAAAAAUAAAGUUCACGUUAAAAUAGAGUAUUAUUAUCAUUUCUAUUUUCUUAAUUAAUUUACAAGCGAUGUUAUGGAAAAAUAAAAAAACCCAAAAUGGGCAUUUAACGGAUCAUAUUACCACAAUCACGAAAAUAAAUUAAAAAAUUCUUUCUAUAACCAAACAUGAACGGUUGGGUGAUUGGGAAAAGAAACUAAAUUAGGGUAUCUGAGCUGAAAUUUUCUGAAGGUAGUACACAAAGGGCAAGAAAGAGGAGAAAUCAGAAAACUAAUCAAAAAAUUCAAGGCUUGCCCUUGCCGUUACUCCUAAUUGGCCAAUUCGAGCUGCAACCAGAAGCCGGAAAGCCUCAUCGUUGAUCAUCAGCUAUGGCGCUUCUCGCACCCAGCAUAACGAGCGAGGUAGGCUUGCGUUUGCUUCUUUCCCCAAUUGGUUCCAACGUUGUCACUCGAGCAGCAUGUUGCUCUGUUGGGAUUGUUCUGCCGGUUUACUCUACAUACCAAGCUCUUGAAGCGGAUGAUGAAACCCAGCAAAGGAAGUGGCUGAUUUACUGGGCAGCAUAUGGAUCGUUCAGCCUUGCGGAAGUCUUUGCAGACAAGUUGCUUUCCUGGGUCCCCAUGUAUUAUCAUAUGAAGUUUGCAUUUCUUGUUUGGCUUCAACUUCCAUCAGCCGAUGGAGCAGCACAACUUUACCGAAAGCACUUGCGUCCAUUCCUCUUGAAGCACCAAGCUAGAGUAGAUCUGCUAAUGAACUCUGCCUAUAAGGAAGCGGCAAAACUAAUUAUCUCACACCAGGCAGAAAUUGACUAUGCCACGUCUGUAUACUUGAAGAUCAAGGGAACAGAUGAAGGAGCAACAAUAGCUCGGUCCCAUGAGACAGCACGUCAACCCAGGAAUGAUGGUGAUGAUGAGUCGAGUAGAAACACAUAAAAACCUCCAUAUUUAUAUCCGAAUUGUGCAAGUAUAGUUGAGAACGGCAUUGUGCAUAGAUCAAGCCUCCCAGACCCUCUUUGUUAUUGAGCUUGUACAGGACUCGAUUGCAGUAGAAUCGAACUAGUAAUAGUCAGUGUUCUUUUUAGAGAGAUGUUUGCCACCGUAAGCUGCAGCCAGGUUUUGUGAAUUCGAUGCAGUGCCGCAUGGGUUCUCCACUUGGAUUGUGAGAUUUUUGUUCAUUCUCUCUUGGCCGAUCUUUCUUUGUAGCCACGUCGUUUUACAGCUUGGGUUGCUUUGAAUUGAUUGUUCCCUAUUUGGAGCAUAAGGUGAAAGUUAUCACUUGUC
Molecule: messenger RNA, 2746 nt
Organism: Linum trigynum
Lineage: Eukaryota; Viridiplantae; Streptophyta; Magnoliopsida; Malpighiales; Linaceae
Source: the annotation of a GenBank genome assembly